Messenger RNA from Carassius carassius (crucian carp), 1572 nucleotides. It is a transcript of the gene rbm18, whose product is annotated as RNA binding motif protein 18. NCBI's taxonomy places the organism in Eukaryota, Metazoa, Chordata, Actinopteri, Cypriniformes, Cyprinidae. The record is from RefSeq and is a predicted model, not a curated record. Gene Ontology annotation, molecular function: RNA binding. The transcript has 6 exons. The coding region runs from base 139 to 705 and encodes 188 amino acids.
GCUAAGCUAACUGGCUACACUCGUUCGUGUGGCAGAUAUACGAGAUUCAUUUUAGUGUUUGAGGCAUUGCCACCAAAUUUUAUACAAAGUAUCUUUAGUUUAGGUCUAAAAACACAGGAUACAAGAGAAGGGAGCCUAAUGCAGUCUGCUGCAGAGACUGUGGAGAAUGCCUCCAUCCUGUCUGGUGGCUCGGGACAGGACGGUCAUCGGCUCUGGAUCGGCAACAUUGACCCUAAAAUCACAGAGUACCACCUAGUGAAGCUCCUGGAGAAGUUUGGCAAAGUGAAGCAGUUUGACUUCCUGUUCCACAAGUCCGGUCCUCUGGAGGGCCAGCCAAGAGGAUACUGCUUCGUCAACUUCCACACCAAAGAGGAGGCUGAACGGGCUAUUCAGUGUCUGAAUGGAAAAUUGGCUCUUUCUAAGAAGUUAGUGGUGCGUUGGGCUCAUGCUCAGAAGUUUGAACCCUUCAGAGGAGACAAAAAUGUGCCGGCCAGUUUAGAGCCUUCGUCCAGUGAAGCCGAGGAGCUGCCAACCACACUAGGCGUUAAUGCAAAGAUCCGUGCCAUCGAAGCCAAGCUGCAGCUGAUGGAAGAAAACCCAGAUGACUAUACCGGCCCAUCUGCGUACAUCUACAACAAACCCCCCGAUAAAAGAGACAAGAGGUCCCAGCCCUACCACAAGCCUUUCCGGAGAUUCAGAAGAUGACCUCUCCAACAACUGUCCAAGUGUGAGGGUGUGGAGAUAAGCUAAGCUGCUCUUGUCUCUGGCUAGUGAGAGACUGUAAUGUAUUAUGAGACCAGAAAGUCCAACACCUUUGAUUGGUAGUGCUGUUCUGUUUCUCAGCCAGCGGAGGAGUCUUUACUGUGAAAGACAGCUGAAGUAAGCAGAAUCUAACCACAUAAUUCUAGUGAAUUCAUUUUUCCUUUUUUGAACAUUGCUGUUACCCAAGUAAUCCGAGUUCUUCAGGGUUUAAAGGGAUGGUUCAGUCGAAAUUCUGUCGUCAUUUACUCACCUUUGUUGUUCCAAAGCAGUAAGAGGAUUUUGAUAAACGUCUUUUGUCAAUGAGGUCCGAAGGUGUUUGAACCCUAAAAUAUCUUUCUCUGUGCUCCACUGAAGAUACAACGGUUGUACAGGGUUGGAAAAUCAUUGAGGCACAUGAAUCAUGAUAGAAAUUGUAUGAGUUUUGCACCUUUUCAAAAUCUCAGUUCAAAUCCCUUCCUUGAAAUCCUUCCAGAAUAUAUCUCCCAUUGUUUUACUGUAACUCACUUGUAAACUGCCCGGUGUGCUGCCUGUGAAAGUGUUGUUGUGUGUUGUGAGUCUUAUGAUCCUAAAUCUACAUACUCCGACUUUACCAUUCUUUGUUACAUUGGUGUAUGUGUAAAGGAAGCACAAUAUUAUGCAUUGUUUAUUUAACUAUUAAUAUCUUGCCUUUUUAAGUCUAAAGUGAAAAGGGCUUUUAUCACAUGAUCUGGAGAGGGGGCAUCACAACAGCAGAUGUCAUCAAUAGUUUAGAUCAAGUGUAAAUAUCCAGGUAUUUUGAUAGAUUUUGCUUCUGUCGUGUUCAAAAAUAAA